Messenger RNA from Radiomyces spectabilis, 792 nucleotides. Its product is annotated as Rho GTPase activation protein. The record is from RefSeq and is a predicted model, not a curated record. Gene Ontology annotation, molecular function: GTPase activator activity. The transcript has 4 exons. Lineage: Eukaryota; Fungi; Mucoromycota; Mucoromycetes; Mucorales; Radiomycetaceae. Gene Ontology annotation, cellular component: cell cortex. Gene Ontology annotation, biological process: activation of GTPase activity; signal transduction; regulation of fungal-type cell wall organization. The coding region runs from base 1 to 792 and encodes 263 amino acids.
AUGUCAAAAACUUUGGCAUGUCAACUCAGUCCGAGCUUUUUCUUCCUUUUCAUUGUAGAACGGGGUGUAUUCGGAAUACCACUGGUGGAAUCCAUCAAAUACGCCCAUUCGAGUAUAUCCUACAUCGAUGAUGAUACCGGUGCUCAAUGCUUCGGUGUGGUGCCUACGAUCAUUGCCAAAUGUGGAUCAUUUCUGAAGGAAGAAGGCAUGGCCGUUGAAGGCAUCUUUCGAUUAUCGGGAAGCGCCAAACGGACGAGAAUGCUACAAACGAUGUUUGAUACACCGGACAGUUAUGGUGCCGAACUCGAUUGGCGAGGGUAUACCGUGCACGAUGCAGCCGCUGUCAUGAAACGAUUUCUUAACCAUUUACCCGACCCUGUCAUUACUUUGGAAUAUUAUCGUCCAUUCAAAGACACAAUGAAAAUGUCCUUUCCUACGCCGGAAGCGAAAAUCGAUGCUUUCCAAAAGUUGAUCCAAUGUCUACCGAUCGCACAUCAGUAUCUGUUACUCUAUUUGCUAGAUAUGCUAAGUUUAUUUGUAACAGCCGAAGAAUAUACACGAAUGGGAACCCAAACGCUCGCUUCGAUUUUCGCGCCGGGAAUAUUGUCACAUCCGGACGAUGAGCUCAACCCUGCAGGGUAUGAAGAAUCCAAACACGUGCUUCAGUACCUUAUUGAAAAUCAAGAGAACUUUUCAAUACCGCGGCCUGCCACCGGUCAAGCCCACUCGCCAAUUGCUCCACCACCACAAGAUCUACCUUUGGGUAAAGUAUCCUCACGGACAUUCCGAUAG